This is a messenger RNA of Clonostachys rhizophaga, 1605 nucleotides long. The record is from the annotation of a GenBank genome assembly. Lineage: Eukaryota; Fungi; Ascomycota; Sordariomycetes; Hypocreales; Bionectriaceae.
AUGGACCCUGCCAAAAAGUCAUCAGACGACACCAGGGGCUCAAUGGCCAAGGAGGGCCAGAUCGAGCAGGUCGAGAAUUUCGAUCUCAAAACCUCCUUUGCUACCGUCCACCUUGCCGACAGCAUUGAGGAGACAAACACUGGAAAGUUCGUUUGGCUGAUAGGCCUUACGGCUUCCAUUGGCGGCAUGCUAUUCGGCUACGAUACAGGAAUUAUUUCAGGUGCACUCGUCUAUAUCCAUGACGAUCUCGGUCAUAACCUUUCUUCAAACGAAAAGGAGCUCAUCACUGCUCUCUGUUCCGGUGGUGGCUUUUUUGGGGCUAUUUUUGCAGGUCUUUCGGCAGAUAACUACGGACGGAAGACGGCACUGUAUGGCGCCUGCUUCCUCUUCACGGUCGGUGCUAUCAUUCAAGGUGCUGCGUACUCGAUUCCGCAAAUGGCCGUGGGAAGAGUCAUUGUUGGCUUCGGUGUCGGAUCAGCAGCCAUGAUUGUGCCGCUCUACCUUGCAGAGAUUGCCCCUGCCAAGUUCCGUGGCCGAAUGAUCGGGUUCAACAACACAAGCAUUACUGGGGGACAAGUCAUCUCUUAUGCCAUCGGUGCCGCCUUUGCCUACGUUCCACAUGGCUGGAGGUACAUGGUUGGCAUCGGCGGCCUUCCAAGUGUGAUUCUUGCUUGCCUUCUUCCUUUUUGCCCUGAAUCGCCUCGACAGCUUGCUGCCCACGGCAAAUUCGACGAAGCCCGGGCGGUUAUUGCUCGAAUUUACAAAAACGCUACCGAAGAGAUGGUAGAUGCUAAACUGGAAACGAUUAAAGCAGCUGUAGACCAGGACAACGAAAUCUCCAAAGGGAAGCGAUGGAAGGCAAUCAAAAAGAUGCACACUCACGGGCCUAGUUUUCGAGCUCUUGUUUGCGCAUGUGGCCUCAUGGUUCUCAGUCAGAUGAGCGGUUUUAAUACGCUGAUGUAUUAUUCCGGUACACUGUUCAACCUCGUCGGGUUUUCAAAUCCAGUGGCUGUUGGUCUUGUUGUCUCUGGAACUAACUUGGUCAUGACAUGGAUCAAUGCCUUCCUUGUCGACCCAUUUGGCCGUCGCCGACUUCUUAUUUACACCGUCUGGGGCAUGUCAGCUGGGCUCGUCGCCGUUGCGGUGGCUUUCUCAUAUAUUCCUGUGGAUCUUGAAUCUUUGGAGCUGAAGGAGACAGGCGGAGGACCAUCCACUCCCGCCAUCGUAAUGCUGGUGUUUAUUCUCUGGUUCUGCGUCUUCUACGGAUUGUCAGUUGGAAACAUUGCCUGGAUGAGCGUCGACUUCUUCCAAAUGGACAUUCGCGCAAUGGGGUCGAUGUGGAUGACCUGCUGCAAUUGGGGACCCAACGUUAUUGUUUCAUCCACCUUUCUGACGAUGAUGAAGCGCCUGACUCCGUCGGGAGCAUUUGGAUUCUACGCCUGCAUUGUCUUCAUUGGAUGGUUGCUGAUCAUCUUCUUUUACCCCGAUGUAUCUGGAAUGACUUUGGAGGAGGUCAGUCAUGUGUUUGAACAUGGUUUCGGAGUGAAGCAUUCCAGGGAGCUUCAGAAGGCACGGAAACAGGCCAAAGCCGGCAUUCGUGAUUAG